GUUGUGUUUUAGCGUGUCAACAUUCCUCCACUUCUUUAGGAGGGAACCUUGGUGUAUGGGUCCCCUUACUGCAGCUCUGGGAGUGGGAGCGAUUCCCACAUCUGACACCGCAACAUUCAGAGACGAGGGCGCAUAUUGCCGAGGAUGCAUCCCCACGUGGUGUUCGAUGCUUCCGUCAACACUCGUCAGUAUGGUGACCAGCAUUUCCCGUACAAAUUCUGGUUUGACGAGAUGGAAACCAUGGUGUGGCAACCUUACGUUGAGAGAGCACUUCAUCUCAGAGGUAGUGUGAUACAGUCUGAGACAUUUCGAGCAGUAGUGCCACUGAUAUGCUUUUCAGCGAUGAUGUGGCACCAUCCAGACCGCGUGCUCCGGAAGUUUGGCAUGAGGCAGCCUGAGCCUCAUCCGCCACAUCCGCCACAUCCUGAGGCUGAGGCUAGGUUUUUCUUUUGCCAGACUACUCGUCGGCCAUCAUGUGGGCAACAGUUGGUACACGCCUCCAGAGAGUCGCUUGCUUUUUGGAACCGUCAACAUGAGUUCAUAGCGACGACUCCAUACAGUGAGGAGGUUUUAGCCUACCACUCGGAGCAUAUGAAGUGGUAUUGAGAUGUCACCAGACGUUCAGGCACACGGAGAGGAGCUAUAGUGGAAGCAUUGAUUAGUUAUUUAUUGUUUAAUAUUUUUUUGGUAUUUGUCUUGAAUUUCUUAACCGUGUGAAAUCUUUGACAUUUCAAUUUAAAUUUCAGUACAACACUUUGGAGCAUGCGAAGCUGAGUUUACGUGAUGGAGUACGGACUGGAGGGAUGUCCACCGACCAG
Messenger RNA from Linum tenue, 818 nucleotides. The record is from the annotation of a GenBank genome assembly. Lineage: Eukaryota; Viridiplantae; Streptophyta; Magnoliopsida; Malpighiales; Linaceae.